AUGGAGACAAUUAAUAACAAAAUACAAUGUUGCAUUUGUAAUAAACACAAAAUCACGUACCCUUGUCAAGGCUGUGCAAAUCAAUUCUGUUAUGAGGAUUUAGCCCAACAUCGACAGAAAUUAAACGAAGAUUUCGAUGAGAUCAUUCGUGAUUACGACCAAUUCCGAGAGAACAUCCAUCAACAAAAACAAAUCCCUCAAGUGUCUCAUUUGUUUUACCAAAUCGAUCAAUGGGAAAGAAAUUCGAUUGAAAUUAUUCAAAAAACAGCAGAGCAAUGUCGGCAAGCAUUAGUCGAGAAGAUCAAAGUGUUUAUUAUCGAUAUCGAAGAAGAGGUCAACAACUUGAUCGACGAAAUCAAACAAUUUCAGCGCGAAAAUGAAGCCAAUGAAACCAAUCUGGAACAUUUAAAAGAUCAAUUACGUAAAAUUGCAAAUGAGUUUAAUAAUCCCUCAACGAUCUCCCUCGACGAAAGUUCACAAAUAGUUAUUUGGAAAAUUUCAAUUCAAUCGAUAAAAAAAUUUAAUCUCAAUAUCUGGAAUCAGAAUGCUGUGACAAUAGCAGGAGGCAGUGGAUUCGGCGAGAAGCUGAACCAACUGUCAGCUCCGUUUGGAAUUCGUAUUGACAAAAUGAAAAACGUCUUCAUCGCGGAUUGGGAGAACGAUCGCGUCAUGAAGUGGAAACCGAAUGAAAAUCAGGGAACGAUUGUUGCAGGUGGAAAUUCGCGAGGAGGAAAACUUGAUCAAUUGAACGAGCCAACAGAUGUGGUGGUCGACGAAAUCAAUAAUUCGUUGAUCAUUGCUGACAAAGGGAACAGGCGAGUGGUACAAUGGCGGGAUGGAAAUCAACAGGAUGUUUUCAUUGAUAACAUUCACUGUUCUCGGUUAGCUAUAGAUAAAGAAGGCUUGCUUUACGUUUCGGAUUGGAGAAAAAAUGAAGUGAGAAGAUGGAAAAUCGGAGAGAAAGGAAAAGGAACAGUAGUAGCUGGUGGAAAUGGCCGAGGAAAUCAACUGAAUCAACUCAACUCUCCUUGUUUCAUCUUUGUUGAUGGUGAUCAAUCAGUUUAUGUUUCGGAUCGUUUGAACCAUCGCGUGAUGAAAUGGAGAAAAGAUGACCGAGAAGGAAUUAUUGUUGCUGGUGGUAAUGGACAGGGUGAUGAUCUUAAUCAACUGAGUGGUCCACAAGGAGUAGUUGUUGAUGAUUUUGGACAAAUUUAUGUUUCAGAUUGUUAUAAUAAUCGAAUAAUGCGUUGGCGUGAAGGUGAUGAAGAAGGUGAAACAGUUGUCGGUGGACGUGGAGAAGGAGAGAGACCGCAUCAGUUGUAUUGUCCGACUGGUUUAUCAUUUGAUGCUGAUGGUAAUCUUUAUAUUGUGGAUCUCGGGAAUAAUCGAGUUCAAAGAUUCGAUUUGAUUUUUGAAUAA
Adineta ricciae is the source of this 1419-nucleotide messenger RNA. Lineage: Eukaryota; Metazoa; Rotifera; Eurotatoria; Adinetida; Adinetidae. The record is from the annotation of a GenBank genome assembly.